Molecule: messenger RNA, 2004 nt
Organism: Helianthus annuus (common sunflower)
Lineage: Eukaryota; Viridiplantae; Streptophyta; Magnoliopsida; Asterales; Asteraceae
Exons: 4
Coding region: 1-2004 (667 amino acids)
Source: RefSeq, a predicted model, not a curated record
AUGGACGUUUUCCUUAGACCGUUAGUGGCUGAGCUUAAGCAAUUGUGGCAGACAGGUGUACGUACUAAAGACGCAGCAACAAACACAUACUUCACAAUGAAGGCGGCGUUGUUAUGGACCAUAAAUGACUUUCCAGCCCGUAGUAGUCUAUCAGUUUGGAGCGGACAAGGCUACAUGGCAUGCCCAACUUGUAACCAAGACACUCCUUCAAUACGUGUAACUGGUAAAUGUGCUUAUGUUGGUCAUCGCCGGUUCUUAGAUGCCAACCAUCCUUGGAGAACAAGUCUCGACUUUAACGGGAGACCCGAGACACGAGACCCUCCGAGACAGUUUAGCCCAGCUGACAUAGAAGCUCAACUCGAUCGUUUAAUUAAUCGUCUACCAGGCAAGCAUCCAGCUUUUGGAGGUGGGAGGAUAACCCGGUCAGAUUUUGAGUUGAACUGGUCCAAAAGAAGCAUAUUUUUUGACCUUGAGUAUUGGUCUUCUCUGCAGCUGAAACAUAACUUAGAUGUAAUGCAUAUAGAGAAAAAUGUGUGCGACAGCUUGCUCGGUACUCUUCUAAUGAACGAUAAGAGCAAAGACACGCCAAAUGAGUGGUCCGACUUGGAAAAACUAAACAUUCGGCCGACACAAUGGCUGAAACAAUCGGGUGGCAAGUUCUUAAGUCCCCACCCAAAGUACUCAUUCAAGUCCGAUGAUCGAAAACUUUUUUGUCAGUUUAUAAAAAUUGUUAAAUUACCAGAUGGGUUUGGAUCUAAUAUCAGUAAGAGGGUGAUAGAUAACAAUGCUAACAUUACCGGAUUGAAAUCUCAUGACUGUCAUAUCCUCAUGCAACGUUUGAUACCGAUUGGGGUUAGAGGGCUUUUGACUAAAGAUACAUCUACACCAAUAGUAAACCUUUGUAUGUUCUUUAAGCAACUUUGCUCUAGAACACUAUCGGUGGAUGAUAUGAAGAAAGCAAAGGAUGACAUUGUUACCAUCUUAUGCAAGUUAGAGAUGAUCUAUCCACCUGUGUUUUUUGACCUUAUGGUUCAUUUACUUAUGCAUUUACCUGAUGAAGCGAUUGCGAGAGGUCCAGUAGCUUUUAGAUGGAUGUAUCCAUUUGAAAGGUACAUGAAAAAACUAAAGAACUAUGUCAGAAACCCGGCAAGGCCGGAAGGUUGUAUAGCUGAAGGUUAUAUGUUUGAAGAAGCUCUAACAUUUUGUUCAAUGUACCUUAAAUAUGUUCAGACUAAGUUCAAUCGCCCAGAUAGAAACGAUGAUGUCGUUGUUGAAAAAAGAAAGUUAUGGUUGUUUGAGUCCAAAUGUCGUCCUGUUGGCGCAACAAAGAAUAAAUAUCUAUCAUUCAUCGAAAAAAGCAAGAUGGAAUGGUUUGUCCUCGAAAACUGCGCAGAAGUUAGUGAAUUCAAACAUACACAUCCCCAAGAUUAUCUUAAAACCAAAUUUCUGGGAUGGUUUCUCCAUAAGGUCCAUUCGAUGAAAACACAAAAUUCUCCAAAAUUCCGCCCGGAGUUGUAUGCUCUUUCAAUUUGUGCGAAAGUGACUGCUUACACUUACACUGCUUGCAUAGUCAACGGUGUUAGGUUUAAGACACUUGAACGUGAUGCAAAAUGCGCAGCGCAAAACUCUGGGGUGGAAGUGGUUGGAGAGAACGGUGUGAAAUUUUAUGGCCAAUUAGAAGAAAUUAUUGAGUUGCAUUAUACAAAUGAUUAUUCCACUGUCCUAUUUCGUGAUGAUGACCGCGUCAAUAAGGUUCAAAAUGUUGACAAAGGCUUAGAAGAUAUUGAUGUUGUCGACAACAACUCUUCAUCUGACUGUCCACUUGUCGUUGACUUGACCCAAUACUUUCAAAUUGGAUCUUCUCAUGUUACUCUGGGUGAGCCUUCAAUUGAAGUUGAUCCCCCAACGGCUACCAUCGAUGAAGUGUUUGAGGUCGAGAUUGAUUGUGAUGAGGUCAAGGCUGAUUGUGAUGAGGAUGAUCCCGAUUAUGUGGAGUCUGACUAA